UGGGACAGGCAGAAGCUCCGCGGAGUUUACUUCACUCGGGCUGGCUGGAGUCAUGAAGAGAGGUGCUGCGCGCCUCCACGAAUAAACACACAGCAAACUGACUGGAUAAUGGAUAAUAACGAUACAUAUCUACAUCUUAGCCAAAAUCUGUGCUGGAGGAGGCUGGUGAACAACAGUUGGAGGGAGGCUGAUGUCUUCAACAUUAAACGGUUCCUGUUGGAUUGAAUCUCGGAAAUAAUCCGAGUAAUCCCGUAAGCGAGCAGACUCCACCCGGCGGAUCCCUCCCCCAACGUUGUCCUGUUUUACUCGUGUCCCAUCUGUUCCAUCAACACAGUGAUUUUGGGUUCGGACAGGGGUCCAGUAACGUUCGGUUGAGUGGCACACGCAGUCAUGUGGGAUCCAGCGGCGUUGCCUCCACACGGCAGAGAGACAGGCCACUAUAGCCAACACACUAGUACUCUGCAUUCCCCCCAUUCUCAGCCCCUUCCAAUGAGCUCCAUGGUGGGUCAUCCGUCCGUCAUCAGUUCUUCCCGUCCCCUGCACUCUCCCAUGAGCACCCUGGGCUCCUCUAUGAAUGGCCUGGGCUCACCAUAUUCUGUCAUCACCGCGUCUCUCGGCUCACCGUCUGUUUCUUUGCCCUCCACACCCACUAUGAGCUUUAACACUAUUGGCAGCCCACAGAUAAAUUCGUUGAAUAUGAACAGCUCAGAAGACAUAAAGCCUCCACCAGGAUUGACUCCUGUGGGCAACAUGAGCAGCUACCAAUGCAGUAGCCCUGGAUCCAUGUCCAAACACUUGUGUGCCAUUUGUGGGGACCGUUCUUCAGGGAAGCAUUAUGGCGUUUACAGUUGUGAAGGUUGCAAAGGCUUUUUUAAAAGGACCAUCAGAAAAGACCUGACCUACACGUGUCGAGACAGCAAAGAGUGCCUGAUCGACAAACGUCAGCGCAAUCGCUGCCAGUAUUGCCGUUACCAGAAGUGCCUAGCUAUGGGCAUGAAGAGGGAAGCGGUGCAGGAAGAAAGGCAGCGUGGAAAGGAAAAAAGUGAUAAUGAGGUGGAAUCAACGAGCAGCUUUAAUGAAGAAAUGCCUGUGGAUAAGAUUCUGGAUGCAGAACUUGCAGUGGAACCCAAGACGGAGGCAUACACAGAGAGCAGUCCUGGAAACUCGACUAAUGACCCGGUCACUAAUAUCUGCCACGCAGCUGACAAGCAGCUUUUCACUUUGGUGGAGUGGGCCAAGAGAAUACCUCACUUCUCUGAUCUGCCCCUGGACGAUCAAGUCAUUUUGCUUCGAGCAGGAUGGAAUGAGCUCCUCAUCGCUUCGUUCUCACAUCGCUCAAUCACAGUUAAAGAUGGUAUCUUACUGGGCACAGGACUGCAUGUUCACAAGAGCAGUGCUCACAGUGCAGGAGUGGGGUCCAUUUUUAACAGGGUGCUGACUGAGCUUGUGUCUAAAAUGAAGGACAUGCAGAUGGACAAGACAGAGCUAGGCUGCCUCAGAGCCAUUGUUCUCUUUAACCCCGAUGCCAAAGGUUUGUCCAACCCAGCGGAAGUAGAAGCACUGAGGGAAAAGGUUUACGCUUCACUAGAGACCUACACCAAACAGAAUUACCCUGACCAGCCUGGCAGGUUUGCUAAACUGUUGUUGCGCCUCCCUGCCCUCCGAUCCAUCGGUCUCAAAUGCUUGGAGCACCUAUUUUUUUUCAAGCUGAUUGGAGACACACCCAUAGACACUUUCCUAAUGGAAAUGCUUGAAGCACCCCACCAGAUCACGUGACACCAAUACCCACUGACCAAUUCUGUACAUAAUACUAUGUAACUAAUAUAAUAAACUCGAUUGAAGAUGUAAAAUGCAUAUUUUUUACCAAGCACAAAUUAUUGUGAAAUUUGUAGGUAGGAAAAGCACAAUGAAAGAGGAAGACAUAUGUCUUAAAAUACACAGAAAAAUACAUUUUAUUGAUGUGGUUUUGAAAUAUUUCUCUGUAAAUAGCUAAUAUCAGGUAUUCACUCUAAUGUCAAGAGAAUGCAAUAAAUAAAUUUUAUUUUAUUCAAGGAAUACUAUAACAAACUCAGACAAAAACUUCUAAAAUAAAUUUUAGAAGUCUGUCUAAUAAAUAUUUAAAUGCUUUUC
Paramisgurnus dabryanus is the source of this 2130-nucleotide messenger RNA. The record is from RefSeq and is a predicted model, not a curated record. NCBI's taxonomy places the organism in Eukaryota, Metazoa, Chordata, Actinopteri, Cypriniformes, Cobitidae.